Molecule: messenger RNA, 339 nt
Organism: Loa loa (African eye worm)
Lineage: Eukaryota; Metazoa; Nematoda; Chromadorea; Rhabditida; Onchocercidae
Exons: 4
Coding region: 1-339 (112 amino acids)
Source: RefSeq, a predicted model, not a curated record
AUGACAGGUGAUGCUUUCUUAUCGAAGAAAAGGAAUAGCGGAGAAGAUGAAAACGGUUACACAAUGGCUAUUGAAUUCGGUACAUGCGACAUUAUCGCAGGGCGCACUCCCCCCUUUAAAAUAGUUUGUGUGCCUUUGAUAUCACUCAGCCUGAAUAUAGCAGAGGAGACGAGUACUGCUACACCGGAUUGCGAUAGUGAAAUGUGUAAGUCAGCUGGCUUCACAUUGCUUUCAUUAGGAGAAACAGAACUUACUGAACAAAGAUGGCAUUAUUCUAACAAAAACAAUGAUAACAUUGGUACGCAUACUCCUAUGAAAAAUACGAAAAAUCAUGCCUGA